AUGCACGAAGCACAAUUUUGGCGGUUGAAAAAGGGAGAAACAGUUGAUGCUAGAUCAAUAUCUCGACCAAGCCUCUGGGGACACAUGAUUAGGCUCGCUCAAGUAUUUGGCCCAAUUCAGGAUUUUCAUGAAGCCUUGGCAGAUGGAGCUAUGGAAGAGCACGACAUAGAGCCAGUGACCCAAGGACUAGUCCAGCGAUUUGAGGACUUUGAUCGACAGCUGCCACUUGAUCAGCACUUCUCUCCCCGAACAUUGAAAGAGCACAUAUCUGCUGGCCUUGGAAGUAUCUUCGUGGCGCUUCAUCUAGGAUAUCAUCACUACUCUACGCUGCUUUAUUUUCCAUAUCUUGACACACAGCUUAGCCAAAUCCCAGGCCGAUCUACAUAUGUCGCUCGCUGCAAAAGGCAUGCGGCAUUUUUCAGUGAUCUCCUUCGAACUUCACAUAAUACCCCUCAUUGUGAGGCUGUUUACUUGAUUGUGACUCACAUGACGGUGGUAUCUUCAUCUGUUCUACUGCAUACCCUUUUAUUUGGGGAGGACGAUGAAUUGUCCGAUGCAAGAGAGCGACUUUAUUCUAACUUUGAAGUCCUGUUGAAGUUAAAACAAUACUGGCCAGGUGCCGAGUCCAUGGUUGAUCGUUUAUUUACAUUUCAAAAAGUGUGUAUGCGGUCGAUGGACAGAACAUAUGCUGUGGAUAGAUGGAUUAUUAAAUUUCUUCUUCAACAUGCAUUGCCUAUCGAUGAUGAGAUGUACGACACAAAUCCAGAUCUUGCAGAGCGACGAAAAGUCGCGAAUGACGCACUAUCGAUGCUUCACCCAGCAGUACUGCAACAACUCAAAUAA
Penicillium angulare is the source of this 843-nucleotide messenger RNA. Its product is annotated as putative C6 transcription factor. Lineage: Eukaryota; Fungi; Ascomycota; Eurotiomycetes; Eurotiales; Aspergillaceae. The record is from RefSeq and is a predicted model, not a curated record. Gene Ontology annotation, cellular component: nucleus. Bases 1 to 843 code for a protein of 280 amino acids. The transcript is spliced from 2 exons.